CCCCCCCCACCCUGUCGGCUGAGCAGCGAUGUUACAAAUAAAAAAACGCAUCAGGUACAGCCCCCCCGGCAUCGCCGCUGCGAGGCUGUUUUCUCGCGGUCCCGCCAAGAACCCCGUCGUGUUCCUGGACGUCGAGGCCGACAGUGAGCCUCUGGGAAGAAUAAUUAUUGAGUUGAAUGCAGAUGUAGUGCCAAAGACCGCAGAAAACUUCAGAGCACUGUGCACUGGCGAACAUGGCUUUGGAUACAAGGGAUGUGGGUUUCACAGGGUCAUACCUGAGUUCAUGUGUCAGGGGGGAGAUUUCACCAACCACAACGGCACAGGAGGGAAAUCUAUAUACGGGAAGACGUUCAAAGAUGAAAACUUCAAAUUAAAACACACUUGUCCAGGAACACUUUCAAUGGCGAAUUCAGGGCGGAACACCAACGGCUCCCAGUUUUUCAUCUCCACGAUUAAAACUGAAUGGCUUGAUGGUAAACAUGUGGUGUUCGGGCAGGUGAAGGAAGGUAUGGAUGUGGUCACCAAGAUGGAAUCUUUUGGUUUACAUGACGGCGGCGUGAUCAAGAAAAUUGUCAUCACUGACUGUGGGGAGAUCAAAUAACACCUAAGUUCACACGUGGACUUCUGUCGGAUGACUCAGAAUGCAGCGAUUUAGUAUUUACUUUAUCCUCCAUCCCAUUUUCAUGAUACGUUCAAGGAGGAACUGUCACAAGUGGUUCUGUUCUACCCUAAAAUCUUAUAUUUCUACUGUUGAUUAUGAAGUAAAAAAGAUGCAUAUAUUUAUCAUUUCAGGCUUAAAAUCUGGUAUGAAACGUUGUUUUUGUUUGCUUAUAAGUAAUACUAAUAAUGGAAAGACUGACAGUUAAAAUUCAAAAUCUUUUUAUCGUAGUUGCUACAGAUAUCUUGCUUUUCUACGUUUUAACUCCAUCUAUCUAAUUUGUGUACACGUCAACCACUAUAUAAAAUGUUCUUAUUGUGCAAUUACUCUAUAUUUACUGCCAAAUAAAUGACCAUUUUAAGAUUUUA
Dicentrarchus labrax (European seabass) is the source of this 1026-nucleotide messenger RNA. It is a transcript of the gene ppifa, whose product is annotated as peptidylprolyl isomerase Fa. Gene Ontology annotation, molecular function: peptidyl-prolyl cis-trans isomerase activity. The record is from RefSeq and is a predicted model, not a curated record. The transcript is spliced from 6 exons. Gene Ontology annotation, biological process: protein folding; protein peptidyl-prolyl isomerization. Lineage: Eukaryota; Metazoa; Chordata; Actinopteri; Moronidae. The coding region runs from base 29 to 601 and encodes 190 amino acids.